Molecule: messenger RNA, 1738 nt
Organism: Chelonus insularis
Lineage: Eukaryota; Metazoa; Arthropoda; Insecta; Hymenoptera; Braconidae
Gene: Dredd
Product: caspase-8
Exons: 6
Coding region: 201-1646 (481 amino acids)
Biological process (GO): proteolysis
Molecular function (GO): cysteine-type endopeptidase activity
Source: RefSeq, a predicted model, not a curated record
UUCAGUUUAGUUAAAAGACACGUAGGAUCUACUUUAUCCAAUCACUUAGUUGUGCUGACAGUUGUGUAAUGAACGUAUGCACAAAUAUUUUUAUUCCAUUUCUUUUAAACAAUAAUGUUUAACAUUUCUCGUACAUAAAAAUUAUUUUUCCAGAACAAAUUUGCAACAAUACUUGAACAUUUGAACAAUACUUCUCCGCAAUGGCUCAAUUAGCAACUGAUGCAGUACCAUCAAAGCUCCUACCCAUAUCUAAUCAAACUUCGUCCCCGGAAGAGUUAAACAAAAAAAUUCUUCGACUGAUAGAGCAUGAAUUAGAUAUUGAAGAAAAAUUUUCUAUCCUAUUCCUCAUGUUAGACGACUUUUAUUGCUUUAAUGACCUUAUGGCCAUUUAUCUCCAGAAUGGCCACAGUGACAUAAUUAUUCAGCACCUUAAAAAAAUUUCCAACUGGAAAGAUAAGUUUAUUGAAGCAUUGUGUAUAAUUAAUAAUCAAAAAAUCAUCACUAGUCUAGGACUAUUAAUGAAGGAUUUGGAACUAAUUCAUUAUCCUUUUUCAUCACGAAUAGUGUCUAAGAUUAAUGUUGGAGCUAAGAUUUUAUAUAAAUGCUUUGAGUCUCUUGGUGUUAAAGACCAAGCGUUGUUAUUGAAUGCAAUUUAUAAAAACAUUGAAAAAGAUGAGAGGCUGAAGAAUGUGGAAAUACUUGAACUCCAUGCUUUAUAUUGGAUUUCAGUGGGAUACAUCACAAUCAAACCAAACGAAGGUGAUAUGAGGCAACUUUUAAAAUGUUUGAAAUCGUUGGGGCAUUAUGAAAAGAUAUAUUACUGUGAUAUAGACUGGUAUUGUUCUAAGCUAUUUAAACAAAUAAAGAUUGAAAGUACUGAUAGUAAAAAUAAUCUUGAGCAGCACGUAAUUAUUAAGAAAGGAUUGUGUUUAAUCAUUAAUGAAAUGGAUUUUCGUUUAUUUGAUACUGAGAAGAGUUUGAUUUGUUUCCAGUAUGAAAAUAGAAAAGGAAGUGAAAAGGAUGAAGAGAAUUUAGUUCAUACGUUUCAUGGAUUAAAUUUUGAAGUCCAUCGUUUUAAGGAUUUAGAGGCAGAACAAAUUAUUACAAAAAUUAAAGAUUUUGCCUCAAAGAAUGAUGUUUAUGAUUGUUUUGCUGUUUGCAUCCUAAGUCAUGGUCUUCUCGGGAAAAUAGUGACUAUUGAUAAUGCAACUAUUUUAAUUGAUGAUAUUGAUAAAAUAAUGUGCACUAAGGAAAUGAAAAAUACUCUAAAACUCUUGAUCAUUCAAGCUUGUCAAGGCGACACUUAUGGUGUUCAUACGGAUACUGAUAAUCAUUUAACAACUGAUGGGGUAUCGUAUAACUAUAAUUUAGCUUUUUAUAAAGAGUAUUAUUGUUUCUCUUCUACGAUCAAAGAUCAUGUGUCUUAUCGUCAUAAGGAAGAAGGCUCAUGGUUUAUAACAGACUUGUGUAAUGUCUUGAAAGAAAACAAAAAAAGCAUUAUUUCUAUUGAGGAUUGGAAAAGGGAAGUUAUUAAACGAGUGCAGAAGAGAAGAGGGAAAUUAUCUGAUAAUAAUUGUGCUCAGUUGCCAGAAGCGACUGAUCGAUUGACAAAAAAGUUCUGUUUUCCUCCAUUCAAAGAUUUUUAAUUAAUAUUGGACUAUUGUUGAAUUUAAAUCAUAAACUUUAAUAAGAGUAUUUUUAUAGAAAAGAAGUUAAUGACAGAGAGAUUUUUACUUAU